This is a messenger RNA of Pieris brassicae (large cabbage white), 1776 nucleotides long. RefSeq names its product rho GDP-dissociation inhibitor 1 (gene RhoGDI). Gene Ontology annotation, cellular component: cytosol; membrane; cytoplasm. The transcript has 6 exons. NCBI's taxonomy places the organism in Eukaryota, Metazoa, Arthropoda, Insecta, Lepidoptera, Pieridae. The record is from RefSeq and is a predicted model, not a curated record. Gene Ontology annotation, molecular function: Rho GDP-dissociation inhibitor activity; protein binding. Bases 218 to 835 code for a protein of 205 amino acids. Gene Ontology annotation, biological process: Rho protein signal transduction.
UAUAUCACAUCACUACACGACUACGGACCGGAAGCGUUGUGCACGUCAGUCAUUCAUUUUUGAUCUUAAGAUUUUUACAAACUAAGUAAUUUUCCUAUUAAUUUUAUUUCGAUUUAAAGUUGUUUGAGAGACGCGAAAAACCGGGUGCUACAAAUAUAUUGUGAAUAUUGCUUUUGCAUUUACGUCUUAUUUUUAAGUUGUUAUUGUAGAAACUAACAUGUCUGGAGAACCUGAUGUUGCUCGUACUCCAGAGGAGGAAACUGAGGAAGAAAUCAAAUCCUCUUACAAACCACCUCCGGAGAAGACCAUAGAGGAGAUCCUGGCUGCUGACCAGGAAGAUGAGUCUUUACGGAAGUAUAAAGAGGCAUUGUUAGGACAGGUGCAGGCUGGUCCUGUUAUUGUUGACGCCAAUGACCCACGGAAAGUGAUUGUCAAAAAGCUGGCGCUGUGCGUUGCUGAACGUGAUGACUUAGAGCUAGACCUCUCUGGAGACUUAACUGAUCUCAAAAAACAGGUUUUCACUAUAAAGGAGGGUGUGCAAUACAAAAUAAGAAUCGACUUCAUAGUGCAGCGUGAGAUCGUGCACGGGCUCAAGUACGUGCAAAAGACCUACCGUAUGGGUGUCCCAGCCCCUGUGGACAAAAUGACACACAUGGUCGGAUCUUAUCCCCCCAAAACCGAGAUCCAGUCAUAUACCACGCCUCCUGAAGAUGCGCCUUCGGGGAUGAUGGCGAGAGGAUCCUACUCUGUCAACAGCCUCUUUACUGAUGAUGAUAAGAAUGUCCACCUUCAGUGGGAGUGGACCUUCGAGAUCAAGAAGGAUUGGAAGGAUUAGAUAGAAUGGGUGAGGUCCAGUACUUCCAGCGUUGCGGUAAAUUGACUGAUUUUAUAGUAUAUCUACUGUAGAAAGAGUAGUAUUGCAAAAAAUACAGUUAAUUUUUGUUAAUACGAUAAAAUUUUAAGAAACUAUAUAAAGAACUCUAAAUUUUGGAGAAACCUGCUUACGUGUGGAAUGGAAGUACUGGUGAAUCUGCAGCCCAAAAGGAAUUUGCCCAUAUCCAGCAAAAUUUACAUGAAAGCGAAUUAAAAAUCAACAAAAAAAGAUUAACCCGAUUAAAACGUGUUUAUUGGGAGUUGAGGUUAAAACUGAUUAGUUAACCAACAGGCUGUCAAACCCUUCAAAUUGUGACAGCAAUGGAAAUGUCAGUGCUUUAGGUUAACACUAAGAAAAUAUAUAUAAAUGUUUGUUUGAUUUGGGCAAUUUCCUUUGAAAAUUGUAAGCUUUUCAUUAAAAAGCUCUCACGGUCAAGCGCACACUACAGAAUGCUAAGUACAAUUAUAAUGUUUUGGUGAUACAAAAUGUACGAAUUAUAUAAAAAAAAUGUACAAAUAUACGUCUACCCUCCUUUUUUAUUAUUUUUUAUGAAUGCAACAGGACAUGCUUUUCAAGUGACAAUGUCUAAUAAAUUGAAAAAACAUCGACUUCAUUGUCCCGUUUGCGCCAGAUCUCUCUCUCUUAGACUUACUUAAGUAUGCACUCAUUUCAUCAAUGUUUUGUUAUAACGUUGUCACGUUAAACUCAUCCGUAAACCGAUUUUACAGACAACCGUGUUUUUAGUUGUCUGUAGCCAUAGAUCGCUGUAUGAAGCGUCAAUCUUUUUUAUUUUGCUCGUUCUCUUUCUAAAGCUCGUUAAAAUGUCAUAUAUCGUUUAUAUCAUAUUGUAUCUAGCAUUCUGUUUAUAUGAAAUGUAAAGACCAUAGAGCCAGAGGUGAGCA